CUAGCGCAGCGCAGGUAUUGAGGGAUGAGUUGGUUGUAUUGCGCGCAGCUUGAAAGGUAGCUAGCUGUCCGCGCGCGCGUCGUCAGUUAAAGUAAGGAGCAAAUCCUGGGCCUUAAAGCUAGCUAGCCCGGAUUUAUUUUAGUACACCGGCCACUUUAUUUAAUUUUCCUUCCCUGCCGGUUAGCCUCUUUCUUCUUCUUCUUCGAUUCUUUCUUUGAUCAAUCGGCUCAUCCACUCAGCCGGCCAGCUGCGAUCUUCUUAUCCCACGCCGGCCGGACAAAUGGAAUUCAAAUGAUCUCUAUCAAUCCAGCUUCAUUACUUGGCUAGCUAGAUUGCUGGCCUCCAGCGCAGCGCAGCGCGGCGGGCGUGAUCCCUUAAUUAGCUGCUCAUUCCGUAUACAUAUACAUACAAUUUCAUUCAUUAAGAUCUAUCUAUCUAUCUAUCAUCAUACCCCUAGAAGGCUAGGUAGCUGUAAGUGGCCGGCCAUUAUAUAUAUAUAUCUUGGGUGGAUCAUGCUAUGCCUGCAUCGAUGUUGAGAAAUUAAUUAAGAUUAUAUAUACUUGGAUCAAUGAUGAAGAGGAACAGUAGCAGCGGCGGCGGCGGCGGCGGGCAUCAGCAUCCUCAUCAUCAAAUGAUGAUGAGCAGCAGCAGCUCAGAUCUGAUAGAUGCCAAGCUUGAGGAGCCCUAUCAACAACUCUGUGGUGGUGGAUCCAAGCUGCUGCACCACUGUCCUGGCUGUGGUCACACCCUUCAACCCAACCCGGAGUGGGUAGGUCUACCGGCUGGAGUGAAGUUUGACCCAACGGACCAAGAAUUGAUACAACACCUUGAAGCAAAAGUGGUGGUGGCUGAUAAAGAAUCCAAAUCUGGCGGCCGCGGCCACCCUUUGAUCGAUGAGUUCAUCCCGACCAUUGAAGGGGAAGAUGGUAUCUGUUAUACCCACCCAGAAAAACUUCCUGGUGUGACACGGGAUGGGUUGAGUCGACAUUUUUUCCACAGGCCAUCGAAAGCGUACACAACCGGGACGAGAAAGAGGCGGAAGAUUCAGACGGAGUGCGAGUUGCAGGCCGGCGGGGAAACCCGGUGGCACAAGACCGGCAAAACCAGGCCGGUCAUGGCCAACGGGAAGCAGAGAGGGUGCAAGAAGAUCCUGGUGCUCUACACCAACUUCGGCAAGAACCGGAAACCCGAAAAGACCAACUGGGUCAUGCACCAGUACCAUCUAGGUCAGCAUGAAGAGGAGAAGGAAGGGGAGCUCGUCGUCUCCAAAAUCUUCUACCAGACGCAGCCCAGGCAAUGCAGCAACUGGUCCUCCGCCGCUGAUCGUCGUGAUAGCGCCGGCAGUGGCAGUUGUUCUUCAUCCAAGGACGUCAACGCCCAAUCCCAAUCCCAAUCUCAUGGAGAUAAUAAUGUUAAUGAACUCUCGGUUGCGGUUGGGAUCUCCCCUUACGACACUGGCGCCGCGGCUUUGGAAACUCAACCCACCGACCACCAUUAUACCGCCGCCUUCCACCCUUUCACAAAACACGACGACGACUUUCAUCACGCGGGCGGGGGGAUUCCAGUGGCAGCCGAAGCUGCAGGUGCAGGUAGAAUGACGGUAAUGGAAAUUCAGGGGACAAGCAGGCUGCGGCAGUGCGAAGGCGGGCAGGAGCAAAAUACAAGCGCUGCCGCUGCGGCAGCAGCAUUGCACAACCCGCCGCCCCUCCUCUACCACCACCACCCGCCCUACAACGUCCCAACGAUCAUACUCUCCAAUCACAACAACUUCCAGCAGCAGCACCACCACCAGCAUCAUAAUCAUAAUAAGCUUGGAAGUAGAAGGUCUGCUUCUGAAUUGGAAGAACUCAUUAUGGGGUGCACUUCUUCUACUACUGAUCACAUCAAAGAGGGUUCAUCGUCCAUAAUAAUGGGUAACCAACAUGAGGCAGCAUGGCUGAAGUACACUACACCUUUCUGGCAUGACCCUGACAACCCGGAUCAUCAUGGGUAGGAGCGAACCCAACUAACUCCCAGGAUUUCUUCAAAGUGCAUAGGAAACUUGGUUUUGUUGGACCGUGCCGCACAUGGAUAGUGAUCACCUCCAUCUUUUAUUCUUCUUCUUUUGUGAAGAGUUAGAAUAGGACUACUUGUAUGUACGUGAUAAAGUCUAUACACAUACAUACAUACAUACAUAUAUUUAGGUAUUUAGGUGUGGAAUAUAUAUAUAUAUAUAUAUAUAUAUAUAUAUAUAUAUAUAUAUAUAUUCCCCUUUUAGAAAUGAAAUGUAAUGGUCAUUAUUUCUAACACCUGAUACUGUGUGAUGCCUUAGCUACUUAAACAUUACUUUUGAACGUUUUAUACUCAUCAUACAAAUUAACAUGACAAUGGUAGAAGCGAACAGUUCUGCUAAUGGUUUAGGAGUUUGUAAAUCACUCCCAAAUUU
Molecule: messenger RNA, 2425 nt
Organism: Cuscuta europaea
Lineage: Eukaryota; Viridiplantae; Streptophyta; Magnoliopsida; Solanales; Convolvulaceae
Source: the annotation of a GenBank genome assembly